Lithohypha guttulata is the source of this 3576-nucleotide messenger RNA. RefSeq lists its product as uncharacterized. The record is from RefSeq and is a predicted model, not a curated record. The transcript has a single exon. The coding region runs from base 1 to 3576 and encodes 1191 amino acids. NCBI's taxonomy places the organism in Eukaryota, Fungi, Ascomycota, Eurotiomycetes, Chaetothyriales, Trichomeriaceae.
AUGCCUACAAGAGCUAAAGCUUCCAAGGCGAAGGCGAGUCACUGCCCAGCAACUCGUUCGUCGACACAAGUGACGCAACCUCGCAGAAGUAACUCUGCUUCAUUUCCAACACAGGUAGCUAUUGAUGCUCUUGGUCAUGACAAGCUACAUGACCCCGAACCUGCACAGAAACGAACUUUGAAGACUGCUCGCGCCAAGAAGACACGUGCUGGGAUUAGCAAAACGAAAAAGACGAAGCCUGAGCACUGGUCGAAGGCUCCUACCCGCCUUGCUUCAGAAUCACACCAUGCCGAUGAUGAACAGGCUCCUGAUGGUAGACGAUUCUCCCAAGUCUAUGGUCAUGGUCACCUACUUGUUGAAGAAGAGCCAGAUGUACACAUUCCUAUCUCGUCAACAUCCAGCUUAAGCAAAAAGCGCUCCGCUCCAACAUUCGCUGGCACUCCUUCUCCCCUGAAAAAGGUACGUUUCGACUCGGACUCGAAUGAAACAACACAGGCACAAGAAGACCAGACCAUGUCCAUUCCUAUCAGUCCCGUCGAAUCUUCGGACUCGGCCGACUUUUAUAUUCCGCCCUACGCCGAGGACGAGCCUAUCUACGAUACUACACCUCCUAGCGACCCGAUCGACCAUCUGGCCAAUCAACUCAUGUGGGAGCCUCAACCACUGACGCUCGAUCUCAUAUCCAGUCUUUUCAAAUACAUGCACAAAGAGACCGAGGAUUUGGCUCGUCAAUAUUUUACACGAUCUGACAAGCAUACCCGCGGCGCUUACUUUCCAACAGCAGAAACGUUUCCUCUGCACGAUCUUCAACACAAGUAUCCUGCUCUCUACCAUGCCACACUUCGACUUCUUGACGCUUCUACAACAGACGGUAUCAACCACGGCUGGUUGAAGUUCUUCGCCGAUGGAGCUUAUCGACCCUAUCUUGUCUACGCUAUCCUGGGUGAAUGGUUUACUCAGCGCAUCUUCAAGGAUCCAGCUUUUGGCUUGAGCCCAGACGCAAGAGAGGAGUUCGAAGAAGGCGUCGACAAGAAGUACAUGUACUAUGAUACUUUUGUGCGAGUCAAGCAGCGUGCUGAGAAAAUCAAAACCUGGAUCGACACAGAUGAUAGCAGGAAGUUCGCUCUCAGUGGCGCAGCCAAUGUCCUAGCAGAUGAGCUGUUGGAGGUCUUGGCACCAAUUGUACCUACUUUUGACCCGGCACAGAUAUGGGACCAAACCAGCUACACCACCAGCCUUCGCCACAGCCUAAGAGAACUCAUAGAAAAGGUUGGAGGACUAAACCAGUCAAUUAUACGAUCAGGUGUGGAUGGCACUUUCGUCCGUGUUGCAGGGGCAGUUGAGAAUGGAAGAGAGUGGUCUUCGCUAGCACCUAUGGUGCCUGUCAACCCAGAGGUUGUCGAUGCCGGCCUCGAAGAUGGCGCAAAUGAGAAAUUAGUCGUCAAGAUGACCUGCUGGGGUCGUGUCGAAGCCUUCGUUCCUCAUGGCAUGGACAUGGUGGAGAUGGCGGACUUGCAGCAAGGAAUCAUUCAGACCGAGACUGCAAAGAACAUCGACGCUUUCCUUGCCAUGCUCAAAGACCAAGGCUUGGAGGGUCACAAGGAGGACUACGAGGCUAUUCACGAAAAAGUUUGCAGUGACGUCUACGCUGGUCUUUGCUGGGAUUGCAGACCAGAAGGCAAACAGAACUGGGAUGUCUACCCUGAAGAAUUGUGGGAUCGAGCGCGAGAGGAAGAAGAGAAGGAGGAGUCUAAAACAAGACAAUACGACAUGCGAGAGAAACUGGCACGCAGGACUGCAAGGUCUGCGAAGGCGGGCACAACAGCCAAGGGCAAUGGUGAUGCUGGGAGCGACCCAGGUUCCAGCGAUUCAGACUCGUCGCUGGAGGAUGUCAGCUCAUCGUCUUCGUUUCCUUCCUCGUCCUCAUCGUCCUCAUCUUUUUCGUCGUCGAGUGACUCGAGUAUACCUAUGGUUGAUCAUCUAAGACGCCACUCUGAGCCCCCUCGCGGCAGCUGGGUAACUUACUACACUACACUCACACCUCAUGUCGUGUACCUCGAACGGGCAAAGCCACUUCCGGCAAUCGAGAAUGAGCUUCGAGUGGCAGGUGUUGAUCUGGGAGGCAGACGCAUCAGAGACUAUAACAGCUUGAUGUCAGCAGUUCGCACAGCUCGGAGGGACCGCAUGUGGAGGUCAGGAUCGACCGGCGAUACCAUUCGUCUUGGCUAUGAGGACACUAGACUUCGCCUUUGGAACUUCUACGCCAGAUACAAUCUAUCCAUUGAGUGGGGCGCUUUCGUGGCAGCCAUGAUUAUCUUGAGCAUGGGCAAGGGCGACAUUGUGAGAGGCUUCGAGAAGACCAUCGACUCAGUCUUUGAUCUUGUGUCGAGCUUCAGUGGAAUCCUGACCAUUGUGGCGGAGCGAACCAUGGCAUUCGGCAAUGCUGUCAACGAGCAAGUUUGCUUCCUCGUGCAUGAAGCAGUAAGAAAGCUUCUUGGCCUCCACCUGCCAGACCUUGAGGUUGAGAGACUUAUGGAAGGAAUUCGUGAGACGGUCCAAGGCGGCCGCGACGAUCUCAGAAAUGGCUAUGAGAGCGUUGUGAGAGCGCUGCUUCACAUUCUACCGCAACCAGAGCAGGUUGCCGCAAGCACGCCUGAAAGUCCCGCAGCUGCCGUACAUGAGGCCACUCCAGUCCUGCCUGCUAUGACGACAGUUACUGCAACGACUACUGGUCUAAUGGCUGUAUGGGGUGGUCUAGUCAGUCAGUUCUUGCACGGUCAAACUGCAGUAGAGCCAUCUACGAACACCGGACCUGCCAUCACUCUGCCUCAGGUCAUACCAACCGUGACAGCGGCAUUCGAAGAAGCGCCAAGCGCUACCACUACCUCCAAGAGCAAACGAUGGUUCAAGGAAGGCGCAUUCGACACCCAUUUCGUGGCAGACAGCAUCACAGAUGAUUUUCCUUUGGCCCUCUCGACCCCCGACGACGAAGACACACUCCCAGAGACAAGACAGUCCAACUCUUUCAGCCUAAGAGACAAAGUCAAGACUUUCUUCUCCAUAGCCGCAUCCAAUGCACGCGGCCUAAAAUCAAACGUCGUUUCUAAAGCCUCUUCUCGUGCCUCAAUAAUCGGAUCCCAGGCCUCUUCAGGAGCCUCAAUCCUCGAGUCCGAAAUCAAAGACAUUGCCUCCCUAGCCUCUUCCUCCCUCCACUCCUUCGAAUCCGCACGUUCCGCCGAUGCAUCAUCCCUCCUCUCCGAAGCCUAUGAAUCAAUCAUUUCGAAAGCGGCUAAGGAGUCCGCGAGCAUCACCGCGGCAGCACACAAGGCUACGAGCGAGAUGAAGAGAGCUGCUGGAGUUCCGAUCGUCACUAAGACAGUGACGAAGACGAAAACGGAGCGCUUCGUCAGUCCGAAGACGGAUGUUGCCGAGACUGAUGAGAUUGGUGGGAGUACGACAUCUUUGACUAUGGAGGCUGGUGGGGCGGCGAGGACCGUGGGUGUUAGUGAUCAAAAUGGUCAGGCAGGGAGAUCAGGUAAGAGAACGACCUGGGCUAAGUUGGUCUUCGGAGAGUGA